GUCACGUUUUGUGGGUCAUGUGCCGGGCUGGGCUGUAAGUGACAGUGAAGGAGAAUGGCUGAUCAAGCGGUGCCCGCUGAGAGACGUUUGUUUUUUGGCAUCAGAAUGGCUCAGCGAAUACUGACUUUUCUUGGUAUCCAUAAUCUGUUCUCCAGUGUGAGUUCUGUGGACAGGAUGUUAAGCAGGCCUUGGAUUUCCAUUGGAUGGAUGAGCAGCUGGCUACCGUCCUGGUGCCCCACCUCCCAGAACCAGCUCAGAACUGCAGAGGAGAAGAUGCUGGAAUGCAUCACAGGUAAAGUGUCCAAGCAGUAUGUCCAGAUCUCGGGCGGUAACAUGCUGUGGACUCUCACAAUGAACGGGAGUGUGAAGGGCAAGACUCCUCUAGUGUUGCUGCAUGGCUUCGGUGGAGGGGUGGGCCUGUGGGCCCUGAAUCUGGACACUCUGGCCUGGCAGAGGCCAGUCUAUGCCUUUGAUCUGCUGGGCUUUGGCCAAAGCAGCAGACCCCAGUUCAGCUCAGAUGCCCAAGAAGCUGAGCUCCAGUUUGUGGACAGCAUCGAGCAGUGGAGGGCUAACGUCGGCCUGGAGUCCAUGAUCUUACUGGGCCACAACUUUGGAGGUUAUUUGGCAGCAGCUUAUUCACUCAAGUUCCCCGCCAGAGUGAAGCACUUGGUGCUGGUGGAGCCGUGGGGCAUCCCAGAGCGUCCGGACACAGAGGACCAGGGCGGGACGGUACCCAUGUGGAUCAGAGCUCUGGGGGCCAUGCUGGGCCGUUUCAACCCCCUGGCAGGGCUCAGACUGGUGGGACCGCUGGGUCCAACCCUGGUUUCCUCUCUGAGGCCGGACUUCAAGAAGAAAUACUCGUCUGUGUUUACCGACAACACGGUCGCCGAGUACAUUUACCACCUCAAUGUCCAGACUCCUAGUGGUGAGACUGCCUUUAAGAACAUGACCGUCCCGUACGGGUGGGCUAAGAGGCCCAUGCUGCGGAGGAUUGGCCUGCUCCACGCCGACACCCCCAUUACGGUGAUAUAUGGGUCGCGCUCCAGCAUCGACGGGAACUCCGGCAGCGCUAUCAGAGAAAUGAGGCCAAACUCGCAUGUGGAGAUCAUAGCGGUCAGAGGGGCGGGUCACUAUGUGUUUGCAGACCAGCCUGAUGACUUCAACCGCAGAGUGCUCCGGGUGUGCGACGCGCUGGGCUGACUGGCGAGACCAGUACGCUGGUUAACCCGGAGAACCAGCACUUUGUAGCUGUCGUGACCGUAGCUUGUCGGCCCGGUGGCGCGCAUGGCCCGCGGGGGUCAGAGACCCGGGCCGAAGACGGGACUGGCCGUAAAACUGUGCCGUGCCUAUAUCACUAUAUCACACCAAACUAUCGUCUUCCCUUCAGGUAUGUAGCACAGUGGCUGCGGUACUGGCCCAGUAAUGGUGUUAACUAGGGAGAACCCUCACGUAUCAAACUGAGGGGGAUUUGACUGGACUGCUUGGUUCUGCUCUCUUGUUUUCAUUCACAGUUUUAUUCUAAUUGCAUUUUAUGUUUAACAGCCUUAAUGCUGUUUGAAUUUAAAAAAAAUAUUUUUAGAAUGAAACAGACUUCUUUAUAUUAUGAGAUUAUUAAAUUGUUCAUUUAAAUCAUGACAGCUCAUGUUGAUAUCUCAAACCAUAGAGAUUUGCUAAGUGUAUUAUUUAUUUGAAUACAAUGGGUGUGAUACAAUUAGGCCACUAGUUUUUCUGACAUCCCCAGGAUAACCCAAAUGCCUAUUUGUCAUUUUAAUGACAUAUGAUGUGAUCUGUAGCAGCAGUCAUUGCUGUGGAGCUUUUUUGUCUGUCUUUUUAUAUUUCCCAGUAGUGGCCUUUUAGUAGUGAUCAUUUUGAAAAUCACUACCUUAUUAUUCUUGAAUUUUAGACGAAAUAAACAUUGUUCUGCCGUAGUUCAGUUUUUUUGCUUCUGGAUCAGUGAAUGACAGACCUGGCUAUCCAGACACCUGUUAUUAAGCCAUUGUCUGGAGAAACACAGUAACAACAAACAACAGUGUUAUUCCCAUGUUUUCUGUUCAGGUUAAUAUCUGAUUGUUAAAGACUUGUAAAUAAUAAAGAGAUUUCUUUUAUGGUU
Esox lucius (northern pike) is the source of this 2110-nucleotide messenger RNA. It is a transcript of the gene abhd5a, whose product is annotated as abhydrolase domain containing 5a. The record is from RefSeq and is a predicted model, not a curated record. NCBI's taxonomy places the organism in Eukaryota, Metazoa, Chordata, Actinopteri, Esociformes, Esocidae. Gene Ontology annotation, cellular component: lipid droplet. Bases 55 to 1200 code for a protein of 381 amino acids. The transcript is spliced from 9 exons. Gene Ontology annotation, biological process: negative regulation of triglyceride storage; positive regulation of triglyceride catabolic process.